GCGACGCGGUCCACACUCCACGGAUAAAAGCGAUAAACAAAAAUACGUAAUAUUGACAUAUUAUUGUUCUUUUUUGUUUUCAAUUGCUUAUUAGUUCUGUUUACUAUAAAAUCGUACGGUCGUAUAUAGUAACGAUUAACGAAAACAACCGCAAUAGCAUUGUUCUGUUUUUGUUAGUGGCGUACCGCACCGCACAGCCAUGCCGAAAUACUAUUGUGAUUAUUGCGAUACGUACCUGACGCACGAUUCGCCGUCGGUGAGGAAGACUCACUGCCAGGGCCGCAAGCACAAGGAUAACGUCAAAUUUUACUAUCAGAAGUGGAUGGAGGAACAGGCACAGAACCUGAUUGAUGCCACAACGGCUGCAUACAAAGCUGGCAAGAUCGGCAUGAAGGGAGUGUGUAUACCGCCACCAAACAUGGGCCAAUCGGCACCACAAAUGUCUAUGCCACCAGGUUCGAUCAUGCCGCCAGGACAGAUGCCCAUGGGCGCACCGCCAAUGAUGUCCAUGCCGCCAAUGAUGCGACCACCUAUGGGACAGAUGCCGAUGGGUGCACCGCCACCAAUGAUGCCCCCGAUGCCACCCAAUAUGAGACCGCCUAUGAUGAGCAAUCCACCUCCUAAUGUCCAAGCUCAAUAAUUAAAUAAGUACCCAAACUUGUUGGUUCGCAUAACAAGACUAUCAUUAUAUUUUAAAUAAUGUAUAUUUUCAUCAAUACCUACAUAAUAAAAUGUUAAGUAGGUAUUCAAUAUUAAUUAAGAACUGUAUUCAUACUAAAAUAUGUAUUAUGUGUAGAUUAUAGACUACAAUAGUAGUCAAGUAGACAUCUUCAACUUGGAUGUUCCUGGUUUGAUUAUCACCUAUCUAUAUGACUGUUUGAGUAAAAUAUUAUUUCUUAAUGUACAUUUGUUUUAGUACCAAUUAUAUUAAAUUUUUUAUAAUG
This is a messenger RNA of Metopolophium dirhodum (rose-grain aphid), 944 nucleotides long. It is a transcript of the gene snRNP-U1-C, whose product is annotated as U1 small nuclear ribonucleoprotein C. Gene Ontology annotation, molecular function: pre-mRNA 5'-splice site binding; zinc ion binding. NCBI's taxonomy places the organism in Eukaryota, Metazoa, Arthropoda, Insecta, Hemiptera, Aphididae. Bases 200 to 640 code for a protein of 146 amino acids. Gene Ontology annotation, cellular component: U1 snRNP; nucleus. The record is from RefSeq and is a predicted model, not a curated record. Gene Ontology annotation, biological process: mRNA 5'-splice site recognition; spliceosomal snRNP assembly; mRNA splicing, via spliceosome. The transcript is spliced from 2 exons.